This is a messenger RNA of Didymodactylos carnosus, 2430 nucleotides long. NCBI's taxonomy places the organism in Eukaryota, Metazoa, Rotifera, Eurotatoria, Philodinida, Philodinidae. The record is from the annotation of a GenBank genome assembly.
AUGGCCCAAUUUUUCGGACCCAAUUCAUAUUUAAAUGGUAUUAAAGAAAAGUUUAAUGAAAAUGAAAAAUUUGAACAUUUGGAAGAAUUAGAAUUAUUUAAAAUUAAUAGUUUAGAUCAAAUUAUUGGUAUUGAAGAGAAAAAAUAUACAUUGCAAAUGUGGUUAAAUAUUGGUGUAAUUUUUGUGUUUAGUGUUUUACAAAUAAUUGGCGGUGCUAUUCUUGAAUUAUACAGUGUUGGAAUUGGUACUCAUAUCGCAGCUGGUUUAAUAUCAGAAGGAAUUAGUGAUAUUUUUUACACAUUUUCCGCUGCAAAAAGUGGCUAUUUUAAUCGGAGUGAUUAUUUUAUACAUAAAAUAAAAAGUAUUAUGAUUACAAUUGCAACUGUGGCAAUUGCCGGUCUUAUUGCAAAAGGUGUUCGAUAUUCACGUUUUGGUUCAAAAUUAGUUGGAAAUACCGGAAAUUUGUCGAAACUUUCUGGUAAAAAACUAUUAGAUGCAGCAAGUAAAGAAGGAUUACACGGUGUAAAAAAUAAUGUAUUGAAAAAAGUUUGGUGUUGUGUGGGAAUAAAAAUUUCACAAGGUGUUACAUUUGGAUUAGUUAAUGCAGGUGUUUCAUUCUUAUCAGAUAAAUUACUUAAAGGAUAUUGUAGUAAAAUUAUUAGUGAAUUAUUUACAAAAACUCGAGAAUCAAUUGAAGAAAAGAAAAAACAAAUUUAUAAAUCAUUAAAAAAUAUUUAUGAAAAAUUUGGCCGUCAAAAAACAGAAAAAUGGUUAUCAGAAAUAAAUGAAACAUUUAAUUCAGAUAAAUGGUAUGAUAGAGCAUAUGAAUGGUUAAUAACAUUGGCAAAUACAAUUGUAUCUGGAAUUAGUAAUGGUAUAAAUAAAAUUAAACAAGCCACUGGUGAUAAUGAUUCUAACUAUAAAACAGCAUUGUUUAUAACAGUGUAUAAUGCUGUAAUGAAAGGAACAGCAUACGCAAAAGCAAUAUAUAAUGUUAAAAGUCAAACAGAAAAUUUUAUUGGUGAUAUAAUAAAAAAAUUAGAAGAAAAAGCAAAAGAAUGUAAAAAUGAAAAAAAUUAUCAAGAAAAUAUUAAUCAAAAAGAAAUAAAUGAUUUUAUUGAUAAAACAACAGACGAAUGGUGUAAAACAAUUGAAAUGAAAAUUGAUACAGAUGUAAGAAUAAAAAUAAUUGAACCAAUUUUAUGUGAUGGUGCAAAUAGGAUCAUAAAAAAUUUAGGAAAAACUAUAAAAAAGUUUCAUGAACAACGAAAAGAAAAUCGACUUUGGAAAAAAUAUGAACAUAAUAAAAGUGAAUAUGAAAAUAAUAAAAAAAAUUUAACUAAAAAUGAUAACAAGGAAAAUGAAAAUUCGGAAAGUAAAGAAAUUUUAAAUGAAAUAACAAAAAUGUAUAAUAAAAAUUUAAUGAUCAUUAUGGCAGAAUCAAGAAGCGCAAAACUAUUUGCACGUAUUGUUGAACAAGGUGGUCCAAUGGAUAUGGUUUGUAUUCAAGCAAUGGCAAAUAUUACUGGCUGUCCAAUAAGAAUAAAAAAUGCAGAUGGAACAACAUUUCCGGAUUUAAUUUGUCCAGAAGGAUAUAAUAUGAAUAAUAUUAAAGAUGAAGAUUGUCGUUCAAUUGAAUUUUAUCCUGGUGAUGGAAUAGAUACAUUUGGACAUUUUUCUUCAUCAGAAAAUACACAUGAAAAUGAAAUUAUUAACGAUAAUAAUAAUGACAAUAAUUGUUUCAUUUAUGGAAUUUUUAAAGGAGAUAAAACAACAACUGAUGCAAAUGAAGUACGAAAAUUACUUGCAAAAGAAAUAGAAAAUAGUCCACUUAUUAAGGAUAUGAUUACUGAUGGUAAUCAUCAUUAUUAUAUAUCACAACUUGGUUUUGGUGGUCAACUUCCAAUUAAUGUGAUGAAACUGAAAAUGAUGAAACUCUCUGAAAAUUUUGAAAAUGCGCUAAUAGGAUUAGUUGGUGUACAUGGUAAUGGUUCCUAUGGAAUAACAUCGCUAUCUAAAAGCAAUGUAAGAGAAUCAGAACAUCUUAUUCCAUAUGCAGUGAUGAAACGAUGGUCUAAAGUAAUGUGUGUUAGAGAUAUUAUUGAAACUGAACAUUUCAACCGAAAUGAAAAUGAAAAAGAGUGUUUAUUUAAAGAUUUAAUGAAACCAGAAUCAGUAAUACCAACAGAGAAAUUAAAUAAAUUUAUGAUAUCACCUAAACAAAUGUUAGCAAUUUGUAUGAUUUAUGAUGCUCAUCGUGAUCCAGAAUGUAAUUGGAGUAGUUUUAAAACUAAUGGUAGUGAGAAAUGGAAAGAAGUAUACGAACAUAUCGAUAAAUAUAAAAGCGUUGAUGAUAAUCAAAAUGAUCUAGUCAUGGAAAAAUGUAUAUGCCAAUAUUCUCAUCUAGUCGAUAAUCCAAAAAUAUACUAA